CUCUUUCCCAACCUUUUUCCUCUGCACCGAUGAAUGGGUUUGCUCAGCAAGCAGAGAGCAUGAGUGAAGGGAUGGCAAAGACUGUCAUGAGCAAGUUCGAGCCGGAGAAAAUUGAUGGAUUUGUUGAAUUAUAACUAGAAAAUCAACAAAGAAAAUAAGAAACAAUGAGCGAACUAAGGCCGGUUCAACAAGCCUGAGAAAACCCAGAUCUGGGUUUCAGAAAACCCAAAUCUGGAGAGGAAGAAGGGAGAAGAGAGAGAGAGAGAAUAAGAAGAAGAAAAAAGAGGGAUGAUCUUAUUUUGAUUUCGAUUUAAAUUUGCUGAAGUAGUAGGUUUAGGGUUUUGAAUCUGAAAAGAAAAUGAAAAGAGAAACGAAGAAAACUGUGAUUUUUGG
Messenger RNA from Rubroshorea leprosula, 393 nucleotides. Lineage: Eukaryota; Viridiplantae; Streptophyta; Magnoliopsida; Malvales; Dipterocarpaceae. The record is from the annotation of a GenBank genome assembly.